UUUCCUCCUCCUUCUUCCUUCCUUCCUUCCACUGUCUUCGUUGGUUCAUUUAUAGACGCGAAACGCGUUCUCUGGCUGGCUGGAUUGUCCGCCCGGUCUGCCGUACAUACAUGGCGGUGCAAGAUGGCGACCUCUCUAAACCAAGGCCCUUGCUAUAUAUAUAUAAAAGUAUAACUAUAAGGCUAUGAAAACCAAACAAAUUUUAUUUUAUAGCGAUUAUACACUUGUAUAAACAUAUACCUUCAGACUGACAAUAAACCAUGCCAAAUAUUACACACUGGCCCUUUAAUGGCUCAUUUGUGCUUAAUGUCAGAUACGUAUAUGGACCUGGACUGAGCUUUCUGUCCAUAUUCAUUUUGUCCAUAUCUGUGCACAUUUUCUGACCACUGACAAUCAUGUGGGCAGUGUAGCAUAGUCCAAGUCAGCUAUGACUGUAGGACAUGACAAAGGCAUUUAAAAAGUUGUGCAAUUGGUAAUACAGUGAGAAGAAUUCUCUAUCCACGUGUCCCGAUGGCCUCACAAACAACCGCCUUCUACAAUGCUGGCUGAUACAUUAUCACAACCUCCUCCACUGUUGCCUUGAUUGUUGUUGUUGUAAACUUUUGACUCUACCCUCGAGUGCCAUCUAACAGAUGCAUCUAUGCCAACAUGAAGGACACAUGGAAGUAUGUGGGCUGUGACGGUCAUAUCUUUUGAAAUGACUGUAUCUAUUUUCAUACGUAAAAGAGAAUAAAUGAGCCUCAAAGCAACUGAAAACAUAUCACACGACCCCUCGGGCACACUGGGUAUGCAGUUUAUCUACUCUACUGUCUGCAGUUGGUUGCUCAGUUACAGAAAAUACCACGGAGAUGGCGCAAAGUAAGACCAGAGAUUUCUUCGCUUGGACUGACAACAAGCUGGAACUGUUACUAAAAGUAUCAUGAGCAGAAUGGGGUUAAGGUGGUGGAAAACAGAUUGGGAAUUGUUACAUUGUGACAUAUUAGAGUGGUACCAGCAGCAUUAGCCGUAACCGCAGGAAGCCACUGCAAUGGGAAGGAAGUACCCCGACUAGAAGGAUGUUAUCAUGAAAGGUGAGGAGAAGGAGCAACCAGAGCAGCUCAUGGAGUCGAUGGGAUUUGAGGAAGAGGAGCUUCUAGAGUGUUUCCGUUGUGAUCUUGGAUUCUGGGAUGCCUGCUACACAACCGAAACCAACUGCAGUGCAGGGGAGCACUGCUACACGGGCCGAGGGAAGGCAGCUGAUACUCUGGACGUUAAGACUCUGGGUUGUGUGAAAGCAGAUGAGUGCGGUGUGGAGACCACGGUGGAACUCUUCUCUAACAACACCAUCUUUGUCAUGACCAAACACUGCUGCGACACCCCCUUCUGCAACUCGGCACACAGACUUUCAAUCGCCACACUUCUGUGUCUCACUGUGGCUGUGCUAACUACCUGGCACCUCACUGAAGCCUCAACGGGCUCACAAUGAACAACCUGCAUUUAUUUAUUUAUGUUGUCAGAACAAAAAGAGAAAGACUGUGAA
Molecule: messenger RNA, 1519 nt
Organism: Epinephelus fuscoguttatus (brown-marbled grouper)
Lineage: Eukaryota; Metazoa; Chordata; Actinopteri; Perciformes; Serranidae
Product: sperm acrosome membrane-associated protein 4-like
Exons: 3
Coding region: 1064-1465 (133 amino acids)
Source: RefSeq, a predicted model, not a curated record